AUGGUAUCUUUGAACAUGGAGAAAACAUGUGCAAAUCCUCUAGCUAUAACCUUUCUUAUUUGUCUUUUCCUUCUUGGUACCUCUUUCAACAUGACUCUUAUUUUCCCUUUCCACACAAUCACUUCAAUAAUCUUCUCAAUAUUCCCAUCUUAUAUUACUAUUACAAAUAAUCAACAUAGUAAUUCAUACUUUGUUGAAUCAAAAAUCAAUCAAUUAUCUCAAUAUCCUCCUAUUAUUAAUAAUAAUCCUUCGAUACCGCGAUUCGCUUACUUGAUUUCGGGAUCAAAGGGUGAUCUUGAAAAGUUAUGGAGGUGUUUGAGAUCAAUGUAUCAUCCAUGGAAUUACUAUGUUGUUCAUUUGGACUUGGAGUCAAAUGUACAAGAGAGAUUGGAACUUGCUUUAAGAUUGAAAAAAGAUGAAAUUUAUACACAAGUUGGAAAUGUGUAUAUGAUUAGUAAAGCAAAUAUGGUGACAUAUAGAGGACCAACUAUGGUUGCUAAUACACUUCAUGCUUGUGCUAUUCUACUUGAGAAACAUAAAGAUUGGGAUUGGUUUAUCAAUUUGAGUGCUUCUGAUUAUCCUUUGGUUACUCAAGAUGAUCUACUCUACACAUUUUCUGAUUUGAAAUCAGACUUGAAUUUCAUUGAGCACACAAGUGAGCUAGGUUGGAAAGAGGCCAAAAGGGCAAUGCCAAUAAUUAUAGACCCAGGGUUGUACAAAACCACAAAGUCUGAUAUAUUUUGGGUCACACCAAAAAGACAUGUUCCCACAGCCUUUAAACUCUUUACUGGUUCAGCUUGGAUGAUCCUUUCACAUGCAUUUGUGGAAUACUGCAUAUGGGGAUGGGACAAUCUCCCUAGGAACCUACUUCUGUACUACUCGAAUUUCGUGUCCUCUCCAGAAGGCUACUUUCAGACUCUUGUAUGCAAUGCACCAGAAUUCACUUCAACUGUUAUUAACCAUGACAUGCACUAUAUCUCCUGGGAUGUUCCUCCAAGACAGCAUCCACAUACACUUACCCUGAAUGACACUGCAAAUAUGAUAGCAAGUGGAGCAGCGUUUGCGCGCAAGUUCAAGCAAGAUGAUCCUGUUUUAGACAAGAUUGAUAUGGAAUUACUUAGUAGAAGUAAUGGUAGCUUCACACCUGGUGGUUGGUGUGCUGGAAAUCCUCCUUGUUCUAAAGUUGGAAAUCCAACAAAACUUAGGCCAGGUCCAGGGGGUCAAAGGCUUCGACGUCUUAUUGGUAAACUAGUAUUGUCAGCUAAAUAUAGUCAGAACCAGUGUAGUUAGAUUUCUGUU
Molecule: messenger RNA, 1299 nt
Organism: Solanum verrucosum
Lineage: Eukaryota; Viridiplantae; Streptophyta; Magnoliopsida; Solanales; Solanaceae
Product: beta-glucuronosyltransferase GlcAT14A-like
Exons: 4
Coding region: 1-1290 (429 amino acids)
Cellular component (GO): membrane
Molecular function (GO): glucuronosyltransferase activity
Source: RefSeq, a predicted model, not a curated record